Molecule: messenger RNA, 2762 nt
Organism: Malaya genurostris
Lineage: Eukaryota; Metazoa; Arthropoda; Insecta; Diptera; Culicidae
Gene: Zasp66
Product: PDZ and LIM domain protein 3
Exons: 9
Coding region: 551-1840 (429 amino acids)
Biological process (GO): actin cytoskeleton organization; muscle structure development
Cellular component (GO): adherens junction; filamentous actin; Z disc
Molecular function (GO): muscle alpha-actinin binding; actin binding
Source: RefSeq, a predicted model, not a curated record
CUAGAAAGCGGUGAGUGCAAAGCAAAGCAGCCCCCAGUACUGUGCCUGUCUGUGGUGUCGUGUCGGAAGAUUAAAGAGCAUAUUGCUCUCAAACGGUGGUUUUUUCUUCGGCCAGUCGGACUGGUCUCGCGGACCAAGCGAAAAUAAGAAACGAAAUCCGUGUCGCGAAUUUCCAUAUUCGAGUUUAAAAUUUGAUUGAUUAUUUUCGAAACUUCAAACAAAACAUUCAAGUUCAAGCGUAGAGCCAGUGGUGGUCGUGGUGUUUUGAAGUAGAAUCGAUUCCCUUUUUCGAAAGGGAUAAAAUUCCGAAAGUGGCGAAAAAGAGGAUCACCGUGUGAUAUAAGAGUGAUCCGAGUGGCGAGAAAAAUCGAGAAAAUACUGUGAUAUUUUGGUUUGUGGUAGCUUUUCUUCUUCCUGAUAUUCGCUGAAAUCCGCAAAAAAAACGAAACGAUUUUGCGUGUCAGUGGGCGUGAAUUCCAAUUUUUCGGUCGAUUGAAAAUAGAGUGGCCACUUUCGAAACCCAAAGUGCAAAGCAAGUGAAUUGUGAGCAAUGAGUCCGAAACCGCACGACUUUCUGGUAACAUUGCGCCGGAAUUCACCUCAGAUUCCAUGGGGCAUUCGGUUGGUUGGCGGAACCGACCUCAACGCACCUUUGAUCAUCACUCGGGUUCAAGUCAACAGUCCGGCACAGAAGGAACUGCUACGUGGUGAUAUCAUUACCAAAAUCGACCAGUACGAUGCCCGCGAUCUGACACACAGCGAUGCCCAGAACCUCUUCCGGAACGCUGGUGGGGAAAUCAAAAUGACCAUACGUCGUGACGAUCAGAUUGCCCUGCACCAGAGCGCUCACCAACCGAAUGGACUCAGUGUAUCACCGUUCAGUCCAGCUCUGAGUCCCAUUCCGCCCGCUCAAUCCGCUCAACCGUUCAAGCCACAAGUCGAACCGAAUCAGUUUCCUCAGCAAAAAUCACUACAUCAGAAUUUUCCACCACCGGAUCCGACUCAGCUCUUGCCAAGAAUCAAUUCACCACUUCCCCACGGACCGCAUGCCUAUGCAGCGGCCUUGGAACAUCCGACGGAAACUUUACCGCAAACGAUCUUUCCGAAUUUGGAUGCCAGUGGAGCCUACCAUCUGCCCAAAACUCCCUAUCCGCCAGUGGCUCCCAACUACGAGGACUCCAACGAAUCGAUAACCAAUCAGCCAUACCGCACGACUCCACUAGUCCUACCCGGGGCCAAGGUACCGAAAAAGGAUGCUCUACCAACAGAAUCCUACCUCAGACAUCAUCCAAACCCAGCAAUGCGUGCACCACCACUACAUGACUUCACUGACACACUGAUGAAACAGAAGGUUGCCGAAACAAUGAUUCAGCGAGUUAUCGGAGAAGAGCCACCCAGCGGUCCAAAGGUUGUACAUAAGCAAUUCAAUUCACCGAUCGGACUGUACUCGGAUAGCAACAUUGAGAACACCCUCAGACAGGCCACCCCACAACCGAACCAAGGCGCCGUACCAUCGAAUGGAUAUACAAACCGCCAUCUGCCCACCAAAAUCGAAGGCUACAAGAAAACCGUCGUUUUCGAUCCGAGCAAAAGCGAAACAUACCGUGCUCUGCAGGAGGGAGUUGGCGAAGGACUCCAGGAGGUCAACACACCGAUCCAACAGAGAACCUUCCAGCCGAACCGUUUAGUACCGGGAAAGAAACCAAACGCCAACCAUCCAGCUCCCCAACCAGAGUUCACCCAACACGUCAACUCGAUGGGCGAAUCGUACGAGAAGAUCCACCAGAGCGGAUCCUUCAGACGUCUGAUGCAUCACGUACUAUCGGAAGCUGAGUACUGAGAUGUCAACUUUUAGUUCUAGGUUAAGUGAGAAAGGCACAGUUUAUUAAUUUUCGAGCGAAACAAAAAAAGAAAAGAAAAAGAAAGCGCUUUUAUUGACCAAAACAACCAUUUGAAACUGGUGAACACAAUACAUAAAUAUUAUCAGCAACAUCUUAUGUUUUAGUAGAUUAUAUGAAAAUUUUACGAGGUCUCGUUUGAGAUGCAACUAUUUUUUGGAAUAUCAAUAAUUCAAUAAGUUUAAUUGUAAACAACGUUGUUGAAACACACAAGCAAAUAUGUCGAUCACUUUCAGCGAUUGCUGGUGAAUUUUAGUAGUUUUUCAAUUGUGCGAGCAAUUGCAAGCAAACUGGUUAGAUUUUUAAUUCAUCUAUUUUUGUCAUGUAACAUAACUAAACUAUACAUAUUUAUAAAUGUUGACAAUUUGUAUUUUAUUUUCCGUUAAGUUUACAAUUUUUUAACUGCUUUCCGGAUUUCUUCUGCCAUUUGUUUGUGCGGAUUGGAACAUAACAAACGACAAGCAAUUGGACUGAAGAAAGUCGCGGAAUAUGCAAUCGAGUGAAUGUUCUAGUCAAAACUUCGUUACACUUUGAAGGUCCGGGCUUCCAUUCGCUGAAAGCGAUACCCGUUGAAUAUGGAAGCAGGAAUAACUAUUUCGAUUGAGAAAAAAGUUAACGAAAUCAAAACCUAUUUAGUUAUUAGGACAAUUCAAUUUCCUAAGUCUCUAUUCUGUAUCGCUUAACUUAUUCAAACCAAUACUUUACACUUUGAUUCGGUAAGCAAGUGGUAAGAGAUUAUGAACUUGGCACACAAGCUGAGAUAAGUACGUGGCAUUAGCUUUAGUUCGGGAUUACUACUAGUAGGAAUGCUUUUCUGAAGGACAGAGUGAUCGAAUAAAGCAGGCACACAAAAGCACAGUUUAA